CCAUGGUGGCAGAAGAGAGGGAGAAGAUAAAGCAAUGUUCCUAUGUUUUUGAGUUAGAGAGCAGCUUGGCUUGUCCUCCGGAAGAAUUGCACCAAAAUGUACACCAUCACCUCAGUAUUGGCUCUAUACUGCUAAUCACCCCCCCUUGGGAUAGCCUCCCGGGCUUGACACACAAGAGAGGGGGAACCGACCUGAUGGCAAAAGAAGAGCAGCACAGCAACUCGGCGUUCUUCGACGAAUAUACGGAACGGGGAGACAGCUGCUGGGCAGGUCUAGGAAGCAGGAGAUGCCAUGCGCAGAGAGACUGUCUGCCUGCGCAGAACUAAAGUAAACUGCCGAACAGCUGAUCGGUGGUGAAACGAUAACCAGCUGAUGGGCGGUGACCCGAAGAAUACCUUGUUAGUGCAAGGCGUGUAUAGAAGUCUCAGAUGCAAAAGCUGUGCUCAAUGAUAGUUGCCAAACGCUGAUUGGAAGCCAGAAGGGUGGAAGGGGGUUGUGAAUGAAUGAACACGGGUGUGGUGAAGGUGUGGUUGCUAGAUGGAUAGGGUGGGGGUUAACGAGCACGGGUGUGGUGGAGGUGUGGCUAAUAACUGAAUAGGGUGGAAUAGUAACAUAAGUAUAUUUAUAGCGUUAGGAGGCAGUUGCUCCCAGGGCGAACUUCGUAUAGCACAGAGCUUGUUUGUUGCUUGUCUAUGUCAAGUCGUCGCUUUUCCUCGAAGUAAACCGGAGCUGCUUUCACCCAGAAGCUUUCGUCUUUGCUUUGUUCGUGUGGAGUCCGGUAGGGAAGCUGACAGGAAAGUUCGCGCUCCUAAAAACCCAAGCCCUUUGUUCCCCCCCCCCUUCCAGCCUCUCGUAUGGGUUUUUUCCUUUUGGGUUCAGUCAGUUGUGUUUCCUGCGCCUAGUCUGAGUUUUGUAUCCGCCUUGUUGGGUUACUGGACUGGGGGGGGGGUGGAAUAGGUUAAUUUCUUUGCAAUAUGGCAGAAGGUGUACAGGACGUUUUCCCUGCUGAAGCUGACCAGGGGACUGUAAAAGAAAAAGAGGAAGGGACAGAAGCUCCUGUUGUUGAACAACCAUCGAUACGUCCUAAGAUGAGGGAAGCAAGCUCAUCAAACCCUCCUGCUGAGGUACAAGGGUCCCAAGGUAUAGCAUCUGGGGAAUACCCUGGCCGGAGAAUGGUGGCAAAGUCCUAUAGUAACAGGUAUGACAGAGGGAUGCGGAAUUGGACCAGGGGAAGACGGUCGGAUGAUAACCCAGUGGCAGGAGCGACGCCUGACGGAUGAGGAUGAGGAGGACUGGAGUUACGCCACAGCCCCUGGCCAAACUGUCAUGGACCUUUUACGGGAGCAAUUUGGAGAAGGGGGAUACCAGGAUGCACCCUCAUGGCAGAGAUGGGUGCCAGGACAAGAACCAACCUCAUGGUCGCAAAUGGGUUCCUCCUCUACUCAAUCAGUUACAGGUUGGUUUCGAUUAGCCAGUCCGAAAUUGAAACCCGAACCCACAUGUGGAGGUGAUCUAUAUCAGGGAAGGGUGGGUACUCAAGGUACCAGUUGAACUAUGGAUAAAUCACGGGGAGGGACCGGGGAGGUCCAACAGUUCCAUCAAGGGGUUAAGAUCACCUCCCGGAGUUCCAAUCUCAAGAGAAUCAGAAUCCCUUACGUCUGGAGUAGGGCUUUCGAUAGGUCCUUCACACGCAGCAGGAUGGGGUCCCGGACCAUGGCCACAGGGCUCUGUCUGGGGUCCUCCACCUUUGAAUGUGUCCUUUGAUGGCAAUCCUGAUAAACUAGCCCUUUUUGUGAGUUAAGCCAUAGGACAUGGAUAGAUACGGCCACCUUUACCCUUCUCAGUGGGCCAUGGUAGGAGCAGUAACAGCAGCCCUACAGGGAGAAGCUUUGGAGUGGGUGGCUGACUUACAUACUGAUCAUGCUCGCGAGUUAGCUAAUGUUGGAGCAUUCCUAGGGGCCCUUCGAACUCGUUUUGAGGAUUUGUCUAGAAUACGGAGGCAGAAGGGGAGGUUUUGAAUAUAAAACAACGGGGUCGGCCAGUUGCAGAAUAUGUUAGAGAAUUCCGAAGAGUAGCUAGCAAAUUAUGGACUUGGCCUGAGCGACUAUUGGUACACCAGUUCCAGGCAGGACUAGAUAAAGAUUUAAGACAAGCAUGUGUAUAUUGGGGAAUUCCAGGAAAACUACAACAAUGUUUUCGAGUGGUCACGGACUUGGACACGGGCUUGCAAGAGUUUCGUCCAAGAAGUGAUAACCAGCUAGGAUCACGUAGAAAUCCAGUACAGUUUUGGCAAUUAGGUCCAGUAUCCAACCCACCUGACGGAUCAUCUUGUUCAACGUUUUGUUGUUUCCGAUGCAACCUGCCGGGCCAUCGUGCUGUAGAGUGCAGGGAGCCACUUCCUAAGGGAAGGAUAGACGUGGCAGAAAAGAAACUACCUAGGAAAUUCCCUGAAAGAACGAGGGCAGUACAACAACAUGUCGACAGUUCAAAAUUCCGAGGGGAGAGGUUGGCUAUUGAUGAAGGGAUCGGCGGAAUGGAACCCCCAUUGACCAUAUACCAUGAGGAUAUAAAGACAUCAGAAGAUCCCAUGGUAAGCGAACCCAUUCAUCUGUUUAACCUCCCUAUCAUAAUCACCAGUACAUAUUCAGGGAAACGAACACAGUGUAACGCCCUACUGGAUGUACUAGGUGUCUCAUUGGUGAACAUUUAGUACGUCACACAGGUAUUAGAAUAAGGCCCUUACAAACACCGGUACGCUUUGAACAGGUAGAUGGAUCCUUGUUAGGUGGGUUGCCUGCCACCUAUAUCACUGAACCUGUGCCGUUAGAAUUAGGGGAACAUUGGGAAAUAAUAAGGUUUAUAGUAGUUCCGUCCAUGACAGAAAAUGUAAUAUUAGGCUUAGCUUGGUUGGACAAAUGGGGGCCAACCAUUUGGUGGAGAGGAGGGUGUCGGAGAACGUGUAUUGGUAUAGGUCCUCAACCACCUCACCAUGAACAGGUGAAAAGAGGAGAGGAAAUAACCCGUACACAGGUAACCGGUGACGAGGGGAAGGUUGAUUUUCCUUUGGAGUAUAUCUACCUUGCAGAUGUAUUCAGUGAACAGGAAUGUGACGUAUUACCACCACACCAUUCAACUGAUUGUGCCAUCGAUAUAGAAGCAGGGGCAACCCUCCCGAAACCUCACAAUGACUCAAAACAAGAUGGCAGAAUUAAGGAGAUAUAUUGACAGAAAUCUAGCAAGAGGUUUUAUCCAACCUGCCCGGUCGCGGGUUGCGGCCCCUAUCUUGUUUAAAGAGAAAAAAGGGGGGUUUACGGUUGUGUGUGGACUUUCAGGGCCUAAAUGGAGUCUGUGUAGAAAACCUAUAUCCCCUUCCACUUAUGAAAGAUCUGUUGGCCCAUUUGUCAAAAGGCAAAAUUUUUACGAAAUUGGAUUUACGAGAAGUAUAUUAUAGAAUACGUAUAAAGGAAGGAGACGAAUGGAAGACAGCAUUCAACAACCCAUUAGGAAGCUAUCAAUAUAGGGUAAUGCCAUUUGGGUUACAGGGGGCUCCUGCUGACUUCAUGCAGCUGAUAAAUGAAGUGUUGCAUGAAUAUUUAUAUCAAGGAGUUCUGGUAUACCUUGAUGAUAUUCUUAUAUAUUCAGAAGAUAAGGAAGAUCAUGUGCAAUUAGUCUGUAAGGUGCUACGGAAACUCCUCGAUGCCCAACUAUACGUUAAGCUAUCGAAGUGUGCAUUUCAUCAAAGUAAAUUGGACUAUUUAGGAUAUAGAAUAUCGGGAGGAGGGAUAGAAAUGGAUCUGACAAAAGUGCAGGCCGUGUUAGAUUGGCAACCACCACAGACGCAUCGUCAAUUGCAAAGUUUCCUAGGCUUUGCGAACUUCUACAGGCAGUUCUUUCCAUCUUUCGCCAAAGUGGCGUUGCCAUUAACAGAGUUACUGCGUACAAAACCCACAGGGAGUAACCCUCGACCAAGUCAACUCUUACCCUGGUCACUUGAGUGCCAACAAGCAUCUGAGACAUUAAAGUUCUUAUUUUCUAGAGAACCAAUCUUACGACAUCCCAAUCUUGAUGAACCUUUUGUGGUACAAACAGAUGCAAGCGAUGUGGCAGUAGGAGCAGUGCUGUUACAAAAGAAUGAACAAGGAAAAUUACAAGCUUGUGCAUUCACUUCUCGCAAAUUAACCAAUACUGAACAUAGGUGGGCUGUUUGGGAGAAGGAGGCAUAUGCAGUAAGAUGGGCAUUGGCCACAUGGCACCAUUUUUUAGAAGGAGCAAAAGAAGUUUUCGAAGUAUGGACUGACCACAAAAAUCUAGAAGCACUACAAAUGCCCAGACAACUAGCUCCAAAACACGUAAGGUGGGUGCUAUAUUUUCAACAAUUCUAGUUCCAAUUACAGUAUGUUCCGGGGGGGAAAUUUUUUCUUGCGGAUGCACUAUCUAGAAAACCCCAGUACAGUAGUGAGCGGGAGGAAGUGGUUCAGGCCCUCAUACCUCCAACUGGGCAAUCCGAUGGUACGAUCUGUAGAAGACUUGGUACAAACUCUACAAGGUGGCCUUAUGGUUGAUCCAUGGUUGAUAAGUCAUACCCAAACUCUCACUAUGAAAGAUGGGCUAGCUUGAAAAGGGGGGAAAUUAUAUGUUCCUCAAUCCCUACGAUUAGAAGUGCUUAGCCGGGAUCACGAUGUAAAAGCAGCUGGGCAUUUUGGGUUUCUAAAAACCCUACAUUUACUCAAACGACAGUUUUGGUGGCCAGGUAUGAAAAAGGAUAUAGAUAAGUACUUUCGAGAAUGUUCCAUGUGUGCAAUGACAAAACCACGAGUGGGAAAACCAUCAGGCCUGUUACAACAAGUGUCUGACCCGAACCAUCCUUGGGAAGAGAUUGGUAUGGACUUUAUAGUUGAUCUACCAACCAGCCAUGGGAAUACGGUGAUACGGACGGUAAUAGACCUGUUUUCAAAGCAGGCACAUUUUAUUCCCUGCAAAGGAUUACCAUCUGCAAGGCAUUUAGCAAAACUCUUUGUGACCCACAUCUAUCGACUACAUGGAGUACCUCGCCGCAUCAUUUCGGAUCGGGGAGUACAAUUCACUUCCCAUUUCUGGAGAAGUUUGAUCAAAUCCAUUGGAUCGUCUCAAGGACUAAGUUCCGCAUUCCACCCCAGAACGAACGGAGGGGCUGAACGUGCCAAUGCAAUGAUUGAACGAUAUCUCAGAUGUUAUGUCAACUAUCAGCAGACAAAUUGGGCUGAACUUCUACCACUUGCGGAGGUGGCUUAUAAUAACACCCUCCACAGUAGUACAGGAUUUACUCCAUUUCGAGUGGUAAACAGGAUAGACUUUGUCCCUAUCCCUGAAUUACAUCGAGGGGAUACGGGAUCGCAACAACCGAGCGAUUGGAUAAAUCAAAUUAACAAUGUGUGGAAAGUAGUUAAGAAGGCCUUACAAAAAGCUGAAGUAGCAGCAAAAAGACAGGCUGACAAAAAGAGGAGUCCACAGAAACCCUUUCAGGUUGGCGAAGAAGUAUACCUAUCCGCCAAAUAUUUAAAAUUACGCAGGCUGUGCAAAAAGCUAGGGCCAAAAUAUAUCGGGCCUUUUAAAAUAGAAUGGGUGAUUAACUCCGUGACAGUGAAACUGAAACUACCCCGCACCCUUGGUGGAGUGUACCCAGUUUUCCACAGUAGACUACUAAAACCGGUAACGAAGCCAUCAUUUAGGCAGGUACCUCAACCCCCAGGUCAAGUUGGGGGAGGUCAUUACGAAAUUGAGAAAUUACUCGAUUCAAGGUAUAGACGAGGUCGAUUGCAAUACCUCGUGUUAUGGAAGGGAUAUCCACUAUCAGAGGCAUCAUGGGUGAGGGAAACAGAUAUGGAAGGCCCUCGAUUGGUACGCAAACCCUUUGAUCCCCCCCCUUUAUGCCUCUCGUAUGGGUUUUUCCCUUUUGGGUUCAGUCAGUUGUGUUUUCUGCGCCUAACCUGAGUUUUGUAUCCGCCUUGUUGGGUUACUGGACUAGGGGGGAGUAGAAUAGUUUAAUUUCUUUGCAAUAUGGCAGAAGGUGUACAGGACGUUGUCCCUGCUGAAGCUGACCAGGGGACUAUAAAAGAAAAGGAGGAAGGGACAGAAGCUCCUGUUGUUGAACAACUGUCGGUACAUCCUAAGGUGAGGGAAGCAAGCUCAUUAAACCCUCCUGCUAAGGUACAAGGGUCCCAAGGUAUGGCAUCGGGGGAAUACCCUGGCCGGAGAAUGGUGGCAAAGUCCUAUAGUAACAGGUAUGACAGAGGGAUGCGGAGUUGGACCAGGGGAAGAUGGUCGGAUGAUAACCCAGUGGCGGGAGCGACCCCUGACGGAUGAGGAUGAGGAGGACUGGAGUUACACCACAGCCCCUGGCCAAAUUGUUAUGGACCUUUUACGGGAGCAAUUUGGAGAAGGGGGAUACCAGGAUGCGCCCUCAUGGCAGAGAUGGGUGCCAGGACCAGAACCAACCUCAUGGUCGCACAUGGGUUCCUCCUCUACUCAAUCAGUUACAGAUUGGUUUCGAUUAGCCAGUCUGAAAUUGAAACCUGAACCCACACGUGGAGGUGAUCUAUAUCAGGGAAGGGUGGGUACUCAAGGUACCAGUUGAACUAUGGAUAAAUCACGGGGAGGGACUGGGGGGUCUUCAACAGUUCCAUCAAAAGGGUUAAUUUCCAUCAUUCUCAUGGCAGUUUCUUUUGGCUUAGCUGAAGACUUUCUGGAUUUGCUGAUCGGGGAUCUGUCUGGGUUGUGCUGGGGGGUUUUGGAGCUGCAUUCUACAGCUCGAUGCCCUUCUCUUCCGCACUUGAAACACCCCAUUUGCUUCUUGGCUGUAGCCAAUGGUUUCAGUGGUUCAUGUGCCAACUCAGGUGGGGAGUGGCUCCAUUGUUUUCCUUGGCGGUGCCUCUUUAAUAUGUCGAUCUCUGCUUCCUCUGCCAAGACGUACCAUUCCUCAAGUUGGUGUGUGUCCCCUCAGGGCAGGCAAGCGUCAUAUAGGUCAUAAUUUAGUCCGUCUUUGAAAUGGCUAAGGAGGAUGUCUUCUGGCCAGUUCAGUUUGCUGGCAAUGGCCUGGAAUUCUUGCGUAUAUUCAGCCAAUGGGCGUUUUCCUUGCCUUAUCGUUUUUAUCCUUUUGUGGGCUUUGCGAUCAGCCACAGGGUCUUCAAAUUGCCUUCUCAGAGAGGACAUGAAAUGGUUGAAGUCGUUGAGCUCUGGGGCAUUGGA
Messenger RNA from Crotalus tigris (Tiger rattlesnake), 7224 nucleotides. It is a transcript of the gene M6PR, whose product is annotated as mannose-6-phosphate receptor, cation dependent. Bases 4753 to 5970 code for a protein of 405 amino acids. The transcript is spliced from 2 exons. The record is from RefSeq and is a predicted model, not a curated record. Gene Ontology annotation, cellular component: endosome; trans-Golgi network; Golgi apparatus. Gene Ontology annotation, molecular function: protein domain specific binding; nucleic acid binding. Gene Ontology annotation, biological process: protein targeting to lysosome; DNA integration. NCBI's taxonomy places the organism in Eukaryota, Metazoa, Chordata, Lepidosauria, Squamata, Viperidae.